Nicotiana tabacum (common tobacco) is the source of this 493-nucleotide messenger RNA. Lineage: Eukaryota; Viridiplantae; Streptophyta; Magnoliopsida; Solanales; Solanaceae. The record is from RefSeq and is a predicted model, not a curated record.
AUGGCUGAAGCAAAACCAAAAAUCUUGAAGCCCAAAUCAAAGAUAAAUGUCAAGCCUUCAAUAGAACCCAUACCCACACAUGUUCCUUCUCCAUCAAUAUCCUCCACCAUACCUACCUCAUCCUCCCCUGCUCAUACUACUCUUGUUCUUGUUAUUCCCAUCUCCACUGCACCUCCUCCUUCAAAAUCCACUACCCAUGCACCUGAGCUUCCUACAAAAAAUAUCUCUAAGAUGGCAAAGGUCAAAGCAACUUCAAGAAAAUCGAUCAGGAAAGUGUAUGAGGAUGCUACGCAGAAUACUCUUCUACCUACGAGUAAGAAGUCACCAGUACAGAAAUUCAUGGUAGAAGAACAUAUAGGGGAUUUGGGAAAGGAGGUAGAUACAACGGGUGUAGAGCUUGUGGUUGAAGGAGAAGGAUGUAAAGUACCAGUACAAAAGGAGGCUUCUGAUAGCCUUAAUUUUGGUUGGACUGAGGAUGAGGAAGAUGAUGAAG